Clonostachys rhizophaga is the source of this 1590-nucleotide messenger RNA. The record is from the annotation of a GenBank genome assembly. Lineage: Eukaryota; Fungi; Ascomycota; Sordariomycetes; Hypocreales; Bionectriaceae.
AUGUCUUUUUCCUCUAGCGACGAUGAUACUUCGGCUCUUUCUCUCCAGUCAUCUCUUGAGGACCUCUCACUAGAAUUCACCACAGACCGGAAGUUCAUCAGAUGGGCGAAUGCAAAUCCUCGACACCCCCGAAAUUGGACGACGAACCGCAAGGUCUAUGAUACCGCCAUCAUUAUAUGGCUAGAGUUCUUUACGACUGCCAUUAGUGCAAGUGGAGCCUCAGCAGCAGCAGACGCCCAGCACGAAUAUGGCAUUUCUCACACAUUAUCUGUAUUUCUUUUUAUUUCUAUGUUCGUAUCGCUCAUCCCUUUUUGUACGGAAUCAGCUUCGCGUGUUCUGACUUGGCCUAAUCUUAGAUAUCUCAUUGGACAGAGUAUUGGUGGCAUUGUCUUUCCACCUUUCUCGGAAUGCUUCGGGAGGCGAUGGCUGUACAUCAUUAGCAUGGCGGUUUACUGCAUUUCUUGUUUAAUCACUGGCCUGGUCCCCUCAAUCUCAGGUGUGGUAGUUGGCCGUUUCUUCAGUGGUUUCACGUCAGCCAUUCCCACGGCCGUGGUGCCUGGCAGUAUUGAGGAUCUCUAUAAUGCCAAAGAUCGAAUUGUCUUUGUCUUCCUCUGGGCCAUGCUGGCAAACACAGGCCUCAUUAUUGGACCAAUAAUGGGAACUUACGUUGUGAGCACCCUUGGAUGGAGGUGGAUAUUCUACAUUGGAGCAAUCGUAGUUGGCAUCACUACGGCCUUCCUCUUCAAUCUUCAAGAGUCCAGACACACUAUUCUUCUCGAAAACGAAGUCUCCAAGCUUCGGAAAGUAACCGGAAUGCAGGAACUACGUGCUCUCAACCCAGACCACGUUCCCGACCUCCGAACAUUCCUUCAAUCGGCUGUUUUUCGACCGGCGCGAUUCCUCGUCACAGAGCCUAUUGUAUUUCUCGUAUCGACUAUAGCCAGUAUUGCUUUUGCGAUGGUUUAUCUUUUCACCGAAGCGCUCCCUACUAUAUAUGGCGACAUGGGUUUUACAUCUCAAACAUCUUCCCUGCCCUUUUUAGCUCUCGGGUGUGGAUUUCUACUCAGCUCCCUCACACGAGUCCUCGAUCAUGCUAUUCUGGACAAGCUUUAUCGGGAAGGCAAGCCAAUCACCCCAGAAUCAAAGUUGAUAGGCUUCUCCAUUGGAGCGCCUGUGCUUGCCCUUGGGCUGUGGUGGUUCGCCUGGACAAUCCCGCCCUUCGUGCCAAACGUGCACUGGAUCGUCUCGGCCACGGCUCUCGUGCCAGUUGGGUAUUCUCUCAAUGAGAUCGACACCGUGCUUGCCGGUUACCUGGCAGACAGCUAUCUAAGCUACGCUUCCAGUGGAUUCGCCGCCAUGUCGUUCCUUCGCGCCAUUCUAUCGGCUAUAUUUCCUCUGUUCACGGAGAAAAUGUACGCUGAUCUGAAUGCCAACGUUGCAACAUCUGUUUUGGCGGCUGUGUCUACUGUUUUCUGUAUUAUACCCCCGCUUUUCAUACGCAUGGGGGCUAGGAUCCGGAAAAGAAGCACGUUCGCUGAGCGAAGCUUGCAGAUAUACAUGGAAUCUACGGUCGAUGUUGACGGCUACUAG